UAGUGGUGCAUUUCUUUCCAGUGGUUCUCAAGCAACACAUACAGAAAUCUUGCUUAAAGAAGGAUAAGGAUAGACCACAAUGUUUAAAAUGGGACCUUCCUGUAUCAUACUGUUGAUUAGUGUGCUGUAUGUUAUUGUAAAUGUAGAUUGCUAUCCAUGGUUUAGAGACAAUAUACCAAAUGGAGACUUUGUCCCUUGUAAUUGUUCAAAACUUUCUGAAAUGGCCUGGGAAGCUGUUGGACAUUUUAGUUUAUUUGACGGUACAGCCAAUAAAAAUCCGUUUGGAAUUGAUUUCCGAAAAAAUGGAAUGAAAUGGACACAAAGUUUGUGCAAAGGGGAUUCCGACGGAGAUGGGUUAUCAAAUGGAGAGGAACUAGGAGAUCCAAACUGUACCUGGAUAGAAGGACAAACACCUGAUUAUGACGCUAUAGGACAUCCAGGUAUUUGUGAACCAAUAGGAAGUAAGUUCUGCAAAGACUUAGGACAGUUGUUUACAUGUGACUGUUUGGAAGAGGGUCAAGUCUGUCCCAUUAACUUGGAUGAAAGAAAUUGAGUUGAAAAUAUGUGCUGAACGGAGACUUUUGCUGUCAGUGACGGAUAUAAGAUUUUCUUUUGCUUUUUUUUCUAUUGGGAGUUUCAACUGUUUGUAACUGGACCAUUGAAACACAAUUAAGAAACGUUGUGACAAAAGUGUACAUUUAUCACGCUUCAGAUCGGAAAACAAAUUAUUUGCAUGUAAACAAUUUAUUUGCAUACGAAAGCUUAUUAAUGCAAGUCGCCUAUCAUACGUCUAGCAAAAAGGACGAUGUUCUACGAAUGGUUGUGAUUGCUUACAUUUAGAUAAUAUCAAAAUAUUUAAAGUCAUUUUAACCAUUUCAUCGAUAAGGAUUGUUUUUAAUUUUCAAAAAGCCUGUCAUGAAUUAAAUUUUUUUUGUAAGUGAACUAUUUUGUAUCUUUGCUUUCAAACCUUUCGGAAGACAUAUAAAAAGGAAUUAAUUAUACCCAUCCACACUUUAGGUUAAAAAGUUUAUAUUCUAGGAUAGGAGAUUCAUAAAGUUUGCACGAAAUUUGCAUUUUGAAUACUCAUAUAUUUUUGUACACAUACAUGUUUGUGUAACUUUCUGUGAUGACUUAUGUUAUGUUUUAUAAAUGUAUAUAUUAUGUUAAUUUCAUUAAAUGUCAACAAUUUCAAAUGAUAAUAAAAAUUUGAUCAUG
Mytilus trossulus (common blue mussel) is the source of this 1215-nucleotide messenger RNA. RefSeq names its product temptin-like. NCBI's taxonomy places the organism in Eukaryota, Metazoa, Mollusca, Bivalvia, Mytilida, Mytilidae. Bases 80 to 553 code for a protein of 157 amino acids. The record is from RefSeq and is a predicted model, not a curated record. The transcript is spliced from 5 exons.